GAAGAACUGGUGGGAAAUUUGAUAGUGCGCGAAGUAUUUGUUGUUCAUAGUUCGGCAAUAUUUCACUCCAAACAAACAUUAACCGUGGAUUUACUAAUGUUUAGACGAGAUGGACCGGUACGUGUUGGUUAUAUCCUUUUGCCAAACCGAUGCCGACGCGGCGGAGGACUAUAAAUGCCUGGAGUCAGUGAAGCACAUGUACGACAGGCUGGUGGACAUUUCAACUCAGGAAUCAGUGAGAGGGAUCUCUGUGUUCCCAGCCUCUUCUCUGGAUGGCAGCCCAUCAGGCCAGAGGUGGUAUUUUGCUGUUCAGGCUUGCCAGGGAGGAGCACAAUUUUGCAGCUUGGACUGGGAAGAGUUGGGGACAGGCCAUCAGAAAACAGACAGUGAGGAGGAGAGGCCUACUGCUGUGGAGUCGUGUCUCAGUUCUCUGAGUAAUCAGGAGGCAUCGGAUCAAAAAGCCGACCAGCCAGUGCUGACAGAGUUGUUAGAGGAGGCUGCAGAAGGACUGCACCUACUGUCAGACAAGCUACCACCUCCAGGUAAAGCCCUGUUGGAUUUGGUGGUGUUAGGCUCUGCUGAGCAAUCCCCUCCUAUCAAAGACCUGCUGCCUCUGCUUGGAGCGCUCAAACACAUGUCCUGCUGGCAUGCUGCUAAGAUCAGUGUAGUCACACAGCACACGACUGGGUGGCAAAAUGCAGCAUCCUACCUGAGCGCCGGUCUGGUGGAGCCUGCUCACCUGGACACCUGUAUCGACCACAAGGAGCUAUGGAGGGGUGGGCUGUUUAUCAGAGAGAGGAAGUAUGUGUCGGAGCUCCGUUUCGAUGGUUUUUCUCUGCGUGCUCCAGUGCGUCACAUAUCAGGGUCCAGUCUCUUGCGAGCCCCCUACACCACUACAGACCACAAACUACAGUCGGAGGUCUUUCAUUACUACGCACCAGUGUUAGACCUGGUUCAGUUGGUUAAUCUGUCAGACCUGCCCAGCUUUCUGAUGUCCAGCACCCACUUUGAACUAGCUCUGAGUGGGAAAUCAGCAAAGGCUAAACUUCUGUUGGACCAGCUGAGGUCACUGCGUGGACAGGUUGGAGCAUUGUUCAGCUUGUCCUGUAUAAUCACCCCCAUCAUCCAGCCCCCAGCCAGCCAACUCAGCUCCCAGCGCUGGAGGGAGUCUUUAGCCAGGAGACCAAAGUCCUUACUUGUGCCUGACGUAGAGGUGAAAGGUGAAAGUGCUCACUACUUCCUGUUGGUCCAGGGCUCUGACGACGUUGGGUGUGGAGCCUGCAGGGCCAGGAUGUUACACUCAGAGAGUCAAAUUAAUGGAGCAGCUGCCAUGGCAACCGUUUCCAGGCUACUGAGAGAAAAGUCUCUGUCAUCAUCAGGAGGAGCUGUAGGCGACAUCCUUCGCCCUCUGCCCUGUCUCCAAGGAGACAGCCUGCUGAAGAGAGAGAGGAAAGUGACCCAGGUUCAGACUCUGGUACUCAAAGAAUAUCUCAGGCAGAAAGAGGAAGCAUCGGCCUCAAGCUCAAUACCCAUCAAUGACUUGAAGGUCAUUCUGAAUCUGGCCAGGGAGCAGUAUCUGAAGAUGAUUGACUCCACACUUCCCUCUGUUGCUGCCUGUCUGACGUAUGAGCAGGAGACUGCCAGGAACUCAGGUUUUCAGACUGAUUCCCAGCAGCCACCUGACUGGCCUGAGAGGAGCGUCCUCCACAACAUAGAGAACCUGCAGAGGAGACGACAGAAGAGGAAAUUUGGACUGUUGGGUCCAGGCUCCAGUGACAACCUGCUGGGUCCUAAAGACAGCCAGAAGGGCUCCUCUGCUUUACUAGACGCCAAAGAGCUUCUAAAGCACUUCACCGCUGAUGGUUUGCCUACUGGGGAGCUGCAGCCACUGGCUAUCAAUAGAGGUAAUAAUGUGUUUCAGCUGUCAUCAGACCUCUCUCCUAGGAGAGUCAGCCAGAUGCCCUUCAGCAAGGCCUCAGCCUCGCAUUAUCACGGCAUAGAGUUCUGCCUGGACAAUCAGCGGUCCUUGGAUCGGGACCAGGCCUUUGUGCGGCUUCAGUCCCGUCUGAUUCGGCAUGAGACCCAAACCACCUGCUCCAAAGAGCCGUGUGCCCUCCCCUUCGCCCUCAGUCCCGCCCCCUCCCCCGCUGUCAUGUCAGAACCAGGAAGUGUGCCUGACGGAGAGACUCUGCAGAACGCUGACGUAGCUCGACUCAAGCGCAGGUCCUGGGACACGGACAUUAUCGGAGGUUAUCCUCGCAAGAGGCUGGUGAAGUCAGAGAGCAGCGACUCUCUCUGUUCUCAGAGCAGUGGCAGCAGUGGGACACAUCCUGUCAUUAGGUCUCUAAGACAACAGCCGAGCAGGUCGCAGUCCACAUCCUCCUCCAUUAGCUCUUCUUCCUCUUUGGCCUCGCGACAGACAUCCUCAGGUUUGGUGAUGAUUCCUUCUGCUGACAAACCUAAACCUCAACAGCAGAAGACACACCAUGUGCAAACAGAGGACAAACCUGCCAAAGAGUCACGCUCCCAGAAACACAACAGGAUGUUGCAGGAGGUGGUAGUUAAAACACUCAAACACCAUGGGAUCACUGCUCAGCAUGAGUGUUUUGAGGCCUGCAGCAAAAGACUGUUUGAUAUCUCGAAAUUCUAUCUCAAGGAUCUUAAGACAUCUCGCGGCCUGCACGACGAGAUGAAGAAGGCAGCCAGCAUCAACGUCAAACAGGUCAUUGAUUGGGUGCUGGAGAAGACCUCAGACAAGUGAACAUGGCCUUGAAGAACAAGUAGGGAGGGAAAAAAAAAGAAAUUUCUUGUAAUACUUUUUGUCCAAAACUGGGACAGGUCAACUGAGUUUCUGUUCUUUUAUGGUUUUCUGUUCUUAGGUCAAGCAGGUUCCAACUCUUUAAAAGGACGUUUUGUGUCACAUUUCAGCAUAUUCAUAAGAGAGAUGAUUCUAAGCCUUUCCAAUUGUUGCAUUAAGCCUGUUUUAAUGGACUUAAUCCUUUAUUUAAUUUGAUUUGCUUGUCUCACUGAGGAGAUCAUACACCCAUCAGGCACAACAUUAAAACCGGCAACUGCUUUUAAAACCGUGGCUGUAUAUUUUUACUCAUGUAUUCAGAUUGUAUACAGACUUUGGAGCUUUUAUUUGUGUGUGUGGUUUUGUGCUCAUCCACCCUGAUCUCCUCCCUCUGCUCACGAGCCUCGAAACAGGAAAACACUGUGAGACAAGUCGACAUAGUACACUCUGCUCUGGCUGCAGUCAGUGAGAAGCCACAAGGGCUUAGAUGUUGGCUUCAGGUUGCAGUCGUCUCUUCUUUGUAGCUGCUUUCAAACAUGAUUUUAAAUCUUUUCCCACUUGUUCAGUUUGUUUCUAAAUACAAUAAUAAUUUAAUGGCUUUAUGAAUGUGCAUAUUUUAUCUUUGUUUUUCAUAUUUUAUCCUUUGUAACACAAUAAAGUGUUUUUGAAUCUU
Molecule: messenger RNA, 3467 nt
Organism: Toxotes jaculatrix (banded archerfish)
Lineage: Eukaryota; Metazoa; Chordata; Actinopteri; Toxotidae
Product: MDM2 binding protein
Exons: 23
Coding region: 110-2761 (883 amino acids)
Biological process (GO): protein localization to kinetochore; traversing start control point of mitotic cell cycle; regulation of protein ubiquitination
Cellular component (GO): kinetochore
Source: RefSeq, a predicted model, not a curated record